Messenger RNA from Didymodactylos carnosus, 339 nucleotides. NCBI's taxonomy places the organism in Eukaryota, Metazoa, Rotifera, Eurotatoria, Philodinida, Philodinidae. The record is from the annotation of a GenBank genome assembly.
AUGUCUGCGGCAGAAAAUCUUUAUGAAACAGAUGUGACACAUGAAGUAAUACAUAUAUAUGAACUAGAUCCAGAACCACCUCCUGUGUUGCCGCCACCCAAGCCAAAUAUACCUGUUACAGAUGGUUCUACUGAUCCGCCAAAGCCCAAAAGUAUGCACGGUUUCAAACCGAAAAAUCGACACGAAAAAAUCGAACAUUCAAGAUAUUUUCAUAGAUGCCCAACACGUUAUACAAUCGAUGUAUCGGCUGUUUUAUUGGGCGAUUUCACGCGUGUCUCAUAUGGAGGCGGUACACAAUUAGACCCAUCUCCCGACAUAUUGCUCGAUGAAUCAGGUUAA